AUGCCUAAAAUGCGACGCGUCUGGAUAGCCCUGGUCGUAAUCGCAGGGCUCGUGUGCGCUCUUCUCUAUAUCACGCAUCAAGACAACCCGCUCGUGGUCGACGACGGCGGGUCGGAGUUUAACGUGACCGAGACGCUCGAGGACUUUCGGUGCUACCUCACCGCCUGCGACGCCGCCGCGACGGCGGCGUGCUGCGGCGGCGCCGCGUGCGCGACCGUCGAGGACGCCGCGUGCUGCCGGCGGUCGGUCUGGGCGCGGGGCGGGGGCGACUACGCGUGGGUUCCGCACGAGGCGCUCCGAUGCGUCGACCGCGCGUGCCGCGCGGAGGGCUUCGGCCCGCACUGCGACGAGGCCUGUGCGCCCUACGGUACGGGGAGGUGGUGCGCCCGCCGCGUCGCCGCGGACGCCGUCCUGGCCCCGCGCGCGCGCCUGUCGGACGCCGACUACGACGCGCGUCUCUCGCGGGCGUGCCGCGACCCCGAGGGCGUCGUCGUCGACCGCCGCGGCCGCGUCGUCCCCCGCCUCCACGCCGAGGCGCACGACAAUGCGCUGGGCUCGUGCGUCGCCUCCCUCGCCGACGACGUCGUCUUCGUCGGCGACAGCCAGACGAAAAUGAUGCGAUUCGAAUACGCGCGGUGGCUCGACGGCGGGCGCCGGGAGCCCUACGGCAUCAGCGCCGAAGAUUUCGGGCCGGCGCCGGGCGCGGUCCCGGACGAGGCGGCGGCGCCGCCGCCGACGAGCAUGGCCGCGCUCGUCGCGGCGCGCGGCUACGACGGCGCGCUCGCGGGAGCCUUCGAGGAGGUCACGGGCGUCUACGCCAAACCGAAGCGCGGCUUCGAGGACAAGAAGCGGACGAACCUCAACGCGACGCUCGAACGCCUCGCCGAGCGGACGCGGCGAAACCGCGCGCGGCGGGGCCUCUACGUCGUCGGCUUCGGCGUCUGGGACCUGACCUUCAGCGGCGAGGACGACGUCGUCGGGCGGUUCGAGGCCGAAUUCGCCGCGUUCUUCCCGCGCCUCCUGGACCUCGUCGCCGGUGCCUACGACGAGGCCGACGUCGUCCUCCGCAAUCUCUGGACGUCGUUCGAGCGCGACAAGGGCGCCAGCUGCGGCGCGCUCCCCGAGGUCGCGCGAUCCGAGGCUUUGAACGAGGCGAUCCGCCGCGUCUUCGACGCGGCCGCGCCCCCGGCGAACGUGCACCUCCACCUCCUCGACGUCGAACAGCUCUCGCGGCCGCGGCGCUUCGAGAUGCCGCAGACGUCCGACGGGCUGCACUGGGCCUGCAACUCCAAGGCGAGCUUCCCCGGCGGCGCGUCGCGGUGCCGCUACACGCUCAACGCCGUCGACCGGCCGGACGAGGUCGCCUGGGCCGGCCUCCAGAUCGCCCUCCACGAGGUCUGCGCGCGACGCGGCCUCUACGCCCGGUAA
Aureococcus anophagefferens is the source of this 1428-nucleotide messenger RNA. RefSeq lists its product as hypothetical. The record is from RefSeq and is a predicted model, not a curated record. NCBI's taxonomy places the organism in Eukaryota, Pelagophyceae, Pelagomonadales, Pelagomonadaceae. The transcript has a single exon. Bases 1 to 1428 code for a protein of 475 amino acids.